Actinia tenebrosa (Australian red waratah sea anemone) is the source of this 1515-nucleotide messenger RNA. RefSeq lists its product as uncharacterized. The record is from RefSeq and is a predicted model, not a curated record. Lineage: Eukaryota; Metazoa; Cnidaria; Anthozoa; Actiniaria; Actiniidae. Gene Ontology annotation, biological process: negative regulation of cell growth.
CCUGGCUUCAGUUUUAUAACUGAUCCGUAUCUCUUUGGAGUCUUAUUGUCUUUACAGUCAGCUUCCGCCAUUUUUAUACAAGAUCUAUGAAGAUAGCUUAACACACCGCUGACCAAAGCUUGCUCUACCACAGGGUUUCUUUCUUUAGGCCUAUUCGUCUCGAGACUCGGGGUAAUGGAAGCAAGGGCAUUUGUUGGCCCUGUCGUACGUAGCGCGAUGGAUGUUCCCGCUAAAUUUUUGGUAGAAGUUCGAAACCCUUUCUCUGUGAAGAUGAUCGAGGAUCGUUCUUUCCAAAGAGGAAAAUUAUCAUUUCUUUUCGACAGUACAGUACCUUGCUAUGUGACAACAUACUGGGGUGUCUCUGUCUUGAGUAUUGAAAAUGCAGUAGCCAAAGAACAAAGUACUACUCAGAAUUCUGACAGGGGUGAUGAUGAUGAUGAUGAUUAUGAUGAUGAUGAAAAUAACCUUGAUGCAGAUGAAGAGGAAUUCACCCAAAUAAUUCCAUUCGAAAGAAUCUUAUCAGGAUCAUAUGAAAGCAAAGGUCCAAUGGAAUACUAUAACCCAGGAAAAGAAUACGUAGCAGACGUACAAAUACUGUCAGAGUUUGAAUCACAGUUAGCGGCAUCAUCAACCCAGCAAGGAAACCAAACUUUUCCACUGGUAUUCGUUAUUGAGAGGUCAAGAAAUUUGAGUCAUGAGGAAAAGAAGAAAGUGAAAUCUUGCGACAUUGUUGCACUUAUUACCACAUUAUGCUGCUCCAAAUCAAGUCCAGAUAAUAAAACAUUUAGUAUUGCUUCACAGUACGUACAAACAGCUAAUGGAAACAUCUUUCCUUUGAAGAAACUCUUUGUCUCAGACAGCCAGUCAAGUCAGAGUGAUGCAACGUCCUCCAAUAAUGGAAUGGAUUCUUCACUAGCUUCUGAUACAUCACUCACCAGUGCUACUUGUGUUAUCUGUCAUAGCAUGGCCGUCAGUAGGGUGUUACUACCCUGUCGACAUGCCUGUGUUUGUGGAUUAUGCUUUAGUAAACUUGAGGCCAAGUGUCCAAUGUGUCGUCAAUGGAUACAAUCAUAUUUUGUUACAUUAGAGGAGCCUGAAUUGACAAGUACUGAGCUUGCAACUAGCAGAGAGCUCAAUCAAAUGUCGACAAGAGAGAUACUAGGGGGAAUAUUCAGAGCUAGUUAGCGUCUAACUGGAACUAAGUCUAAUAUAAUAGUUUUGGAUUAAACCAUAUUCUUUUUAACCAUAUUGAAAAUCAUAUUACCAUUUUUUUUCAAAUGGCAACACAAAAUUCCAUAAGCUGGAAUUUUCUUAAGAUAUUAGUUAGACAUUGAGCAUCUCUAAAAUUAUUUAUUAAUAAAUAGUUCUAAUAGAUAUUACAUCAUUCAAUCUCGAUUGUUACAAACCUCUGGACUUGCAUCCUUUCAAAAGGUGCAGCAAAACCAUAGGUAAGCCCAUGCUUUUUGCUCCAAAUUGGCCAAAAAUGACCUAUUUUGCAUUGUUCAUAAAUAAUGC